Messenger RNA from Bursaphelenchus okinawaensis, 2220 nucleotides. Lineage: Eukaryota; Metazoa; Nematoda; Chromadorea; Rhabditida; Aphelenchoididae. The record is from the annotation of a GenBank genome assembly.
AUGAAGUUGAAGCAGUUCGAGAUUAUCUUCGGCAACCCUGAACGGGCCUACUUUGCCGGUCAAGAAGUUUCCGGAAAGGUGAGGAUGCAAACAGUCGCAUGUGAUUAUAACCCUGAAUCACAUUUGUUGUUUAUGGCGAACCAUAACUUAUUGUUAUCAUUGAAACUCUCAGUCUUUUCAUUAUUAUGAUUGAUAGUAUUAUCACAUAAUUCUUUUAUCUCCCCCAUAUCAUUAACAUUUUUUAUCUAAUUUGUGGUUAUAUUCACCAUGAUCCAAUUUUGUGGCUCAUUUGUUUGCAACUUUUAGAUCCUAUUGGAAUUAGAGGAGGAAAAACAAAUUAACGAAAUUUUAUUAGAGUUAAAAGGAAGGGCAAAAACUUAUUGGAGUAAACAUUCCGGCAAGUCCAAGACCCACUGCACCCAAAGCGAGCCCUAUUUCUGCGAGCAGUUUAACACCAAGUUCACCCACUCGUUCGAGAAGAAGAUCAAUGCCAAAAACACCGUAAGUACCACCUUAACACAGACAAAAUGAUCCAAGCUUUUAACUACCAAUUAUGGUUUAUAUUUGGAGUGAUAAAACCGAAAAGAUCUUAAAAAUAAUGUCAUUACCGUAAUUAGCUUUAAAACACAAGCUACUAAACUAUCUUGCUCACAACCUAAUUACAGGAGAGAACCAUUCCAAAAGGUAUCCAUGAGAUUCCUUUCUCCUACACUCUUCCCAAAAACCUGCCGACUUCGUUUGAAGGAGAAUAUGGUUUUGUACGAUACACUUGUCGCGCAAUCUGUGAACGACCGUGGGACUUUGAUAUUGUGUCGGUAUGCCCAUUCACGGUAAUCGGAAUAGAAGAUAUUAACCAUGAGAGUGAAGUGAGUUUGUGUUAUGAUUUGUAUUUGUUCUUAUAGACUUCAAGAACAUGUAUUGUGCUAAAACAUAUCUAAUCUUUGGUACCAUUAAAGGCCAUGGAGCCGGCUAGCGCCUCGGAAACAAAUCGCAAAGUCUCCUUUUGUUGUCGUCGUCAAGGGAUUAUUCACGUUGAAUUACAACUUAAUCGAACGGGAUACACGCCCGGAGAGAAUAUACUCGUAAACGCUGUCAUAAACAAUGAAACCCAAAAGAAUAUCAAGUCUUCCAGUGUCAGAUUGAGACAGAACGUUAAUUACAAGUAAGAUUUUAAUCAAGAAAUCGACCUUAAUUGAAGAAAAGUUUAAUUAACGUACCUAAAAAGCCGAGAAACCUACUAAAAAACUCUUAAGACUGUACGGAUGUGUACAGGGCCGGGCGGGGACUUUUGGUCUGGGAGUGGGGUCCAAAAACUCGGCACAGGUAAGCUACCUGUGCCGUUUUUUUGCAUAAUUUUUUUUUCCGAAAAUCCACAGGGGGGACCACGUUCAACUUUUUUCAAAAAUUUUUUUUUCUGAGGGGGGGGCUACCCCCCCCCCGUCCCCCCCCCCUCGCGCCCGGCCCUGGAUGUACAUACACAUUGGCAUGGCCAUUAAUAUAAUAUGACUAUUAUAACCAUAUCAAGACGGCCAUACCGUAAACAACCCCUUUUUAGAGCCAAAACCUUCCUCGGCGUCGAAUAUACAAAGAACAUGAACAAAGUGAUAACACAGAUAGAGAAGGGGGAAAUACCUCAAAACUCUGAAUUCAAAUGGAACAAUGAUGUUAUCCAAAUACCAGCCCUGCCCCCAAGGUUAACAAAGUGCAACAUAAUUGUGAUAAAUUACUGUAUAGAAAUUGAGGUAAAUUCAAUUACAAUAUCCAACAAAAAACUGAAAUAACAAAACUAACGUACCUAUUGUUCAGGUGGAUACUGUUACCAUCAACAUCCCGAUAUUCAUCGGCACAAUCCCUCGGAUCUCAGACAUCGUCAACAAGUUGAGUAUGUCCGUCAAUGAAGCGCCUUUCCCUAUCCAAGUUACGGUGACAGACGACUCCGGCAACGUUACCACACCUAAAAAGGACGACACAGACUUAAUAAGCGAAGAGACAGAAGCCCUGAUUCUCUCCAAAAAACGGGUCAGAAUGCCAAGUUCAAUCCUCAGCGAGCUCUACCCCACGUUACCUUCUCCUUACUACAGGUAAAGAUGCAAAACGAAUUAAUUACAUACCGGUUUUAGGGAAUCCUACUUCGGGAUCAUCGACAUUGCAGAAGAAAAAGAGUCCAUCCAAUACGGUAACACACGAUAUGCGCCCAAAUAUCCGUUUUACAAAGACUAA